This is a messenger RNA of Impatiens glandulifera, 537 nucleotides long. Its product is annotated as LOB domain-containing protein 30-like. The transcript has 2 exons. Gene Ontology annotation, biological process: positive regulation of DNA-templated transcription; hormone-mediated signaling pathway. Gene Ontology annotation, cellular component: nucleus. NCBI's taxonomy places the organism in Eukaryota, Viridiplantae, Streptophyta, Magnoliopsida, Ericales, Balsaminaceae. The record is from RefSeq and is a predicted model, not a curated record. Bases 1 to 537 code for a protein of 178 amino acids.
AUGAGCAUCAAUGCCUAUUCUAUUGUCAGAAUCAUUAUCGGACCAUGCGGAGCCUGCAAAUUCUUGCGAAAGAAGUGCCAAGAUGAUUGCAUAUUUGCACCUUAUUUCGACUCUGAUCAAGGAACCGCCGAUUUCGAGUCCGUUCACAAGAUUUUCGGAGCAAGCAACAUUUCCAAGCUUCUAACGAAUAUCCCGAUCCAACAAAGAACCGAUGCCGUUUUCACUUUGUGUUUGGAGGCUCGUGCUCGUCUCCGAGAUCCUAUCUAUGGUUGCAUAUCUGAUAUCAAUACUCUCCAAGAUCAGGUCAUAACUCUACAAGCUGAGCUUUCGUCCUUGCAAGCCCAUGUAGCCACUCCGCCACCUCAACCGCCACCUCAGCAAAUUCCGCUGUCAGUGUCGGACUUCCCUUUUGCUGGAGGUGCCACCUCUGACAUGUCAUCUCUCGCCGGAGCUCCGGUGGCCGGCGGUGGUGGGGAAGAAUUACUGUUGAAGAAUCAAGGAUCUGACGUCCCAAGCAUGCCACCUGGCCCUAAUUGA